AUGCCUGAUAAGCAGGCUGUUGUGACUCUUUACCCGCUCUUCCAGCCAGAUGUCCUGCCAUCUCGCUCCCUAACGUUCGCUCCUGAUACCGGAUUCGUGAAGAUUGGCCGGGCUUCUAAGCGGGAAGCGAAGGGUCUCGUCCCCGCUCACCAUAAUGCAUUGUUCGAAUCAAGAGUAAUGUCCCGGGAUCAUGCGCAGUUGAGCGUUUCCUUCGAAAAGAAGGAGGUCUACAUACGGGACAAUGGCUCCAUGCAUGGUACUUGGGUCAAUUGUAAAAAGAUAGCGGCCGACAAGGAUGUCCCAAUCCAUAGUGGUGAUGUUGUCAUAUUUGGUACUGAGGUUAUACGUGGCGAGGAUACGUAUCCACCCAUGAGGGUUCGCUGCGAGUGCGAGUGGUUUGACGUAGAUGAGGGGGCUUCGAAACCCCAAAAAGCGCAGGAUAACCUAAAGACAAACACCUUCUGCGUUCCUGACGACGACGAUGAGGUAACUGAGAUUGUCGACGAGGCCCGGAUGGACUCUCCAUCGACUGGAUCUUACGUGCCAGACGACGCAGACAUUUCUUCGGACUCUGAUCAUCACCGAUCUGCUGGAAACUCCACGCCCUUGACUUCGCCUCUGAAAAAGGAGGUUUCUGUGGAACUGGUGGAAAAUAAAUCCUCUGCGCCCGCCAGUGAUCUUCAAAGUCAUGUGGUCAGAUCACAGCAAAGUCCCAUUGAUCUUGACGAAGAGAACAAUGAACACCCUCUUGUAACUCCGCGGAUGACUCCACCGUGUGUUGAGGACACUUACGAAGGUUCCUAUGCUGGUAUAGCUGACGAUAUGGGCGGCAUCGAUUAUGCUCCAGAUAGGGACUCGGCCACUGGAUUCGAUGGUUGGGAAGAAAGUGAAGAGCAAGGCGACUCUGACGAUGAUUUGAUGUCACACUCAUCUCUAGGUGUUGACGCCGAUGGGUUCGUUAGGGAGGCCGAUACUAUGGCAUCCAAUGUUCCUUCGACUUCAAUGAUCUAUGAAUCACUAGUGGCAGUGGCUGUGAGUAAGGGAGCCCAGUCACAGGAGGAGAACAGAUCGCUACCCGCUCAAAAUGUUGCACCUUGCUCGACGGCGGUUACCAGUAGUGAGCAAGUUAGCCCCCCGCCCGCUGCUCCAACCCUGAACGGCUGGAAAUCCGCGGCGGACGAAGAUUCCACCGAGUCGACUCCCCUCAAGUUCGGCUGGUCAUCCACCCCACAACCCGUCGGAGUCUCCAAUCCGGCGUCACGGUCCAGUGGAAGAUCGCUCGAUCACUCACUUGCUUGUUUCCAUCACACUACGUUGCCAUCAGACGCAGACGAAUGUUGGCCCAACGCUGGAUUUCAUCCCAUCGAUCCUUUACCGGAAUGUCAAAGCAAUGACAUUGCUAUAUCGCAAGAUCACCGGACAUCGGUUGCUCCUUAUACUGAUGGACCAUUUGUCAACAGUCAGCCACAUACAGCUUUCAAUGAAUUUGAAAAGGGAAAUAAAUUUCACUCUACCGCUGCCACCAACACUGGUCAGCCAAGUCGAGAACAGCACUCUAAUGAUGAGGGUAUCGAGGCUCGGGACGACAGUAGCCGCGUAGAUGUGCAGUCAAAGCCUCAUUUAGUCUCAUCCAUGGCCGGUUCGGGGGCCACACGAGACUCCAAUACACGCCUUUCUAUCGCUGACAUUGUUGAUGCUUCAGAUUGGACAGCAACAUCUGGCGUCAAGCCAUCGCGGAAGAGGAAGGCUCCUGAGAUGGAAUCGGACUCGGAGGAGCUUGAUCAGGACCUUGAGGGGCACUUCCCUCAUGUCGCUUCCGUCGACAUUUAUGAUUUGCUUGACAAGCAAUUUACCAGUGGGUCUGCAGAGUCAUUUUCUCAAGACGCUCAGCCACAAGUUGCACCCGUUGAUCUGGACGCCUCCCUCUCGCAUCUUACGGUCACUCAGAAUCCCAGUGAUGCACCCAAAGCUGCCAAACCUGCUGCUAAAAAUGAACGGCCAUCGAAGAAGCAAAAGGUUUCGGGCGCAGGCAGCUUCGGAAGUCAUGUCGCUAGUGCUCUUCUCGGCGCAAUGGUUGGUGGAUUGGGCACAGUCGCUCUUCUAGCCUCACUCCCCACUGACUACUUCGCUUAA
This is a messenger RNA of Aspergillus udagawae, 2133 nucleotides long. RefSeq names its product FHA domain protein. Gene Ontology annotation, molecular function: protein binding. The transcript is spliced from 5 exons. Lineage: Eukaryota; Fungi; Ascomycota; Eurotiomycetes; Eurotiales; Aspergillaceae. Bases 1 to 2133 code for a protein of 710 amino acids. Gene Ontology annotation, cellular component: cytoplasm. The record is from RefSeq and is a predicted model, not a curated record.